Procambarus clarkii (red swamp crayfish) is the source of this 1077-nucleotide messenger RNA. It is a transcript of the gene ND-18, whose product is annotated as NADH:ubiquinone oxidoreductase subunit 18. The record is from RefSeq and is a predicted model, not a curated record. NCBI's taxonomy places the organism in Eukaryota, Metazoa, Arthropoda, Malacostraca, Decapoda, Cambaridae. Gene Ontology annotation, biological process: electron transport chain.
UAGGGAUAUGUGAGGUAUGUGUAGACAGGAACCAUCUUGCCGGCUUGGUCGGUCAGCUGUUCACUGUUGUGGUAGGAUGGCGGGCCGAGCUGGAGCUCUAAUUCUCUCUCAACUAUCACGAGCUGCUCGACCACACGGACGAGCUGUGAGCACAUCAGCAGCAAGAUGGGUGGAUGACCUGAACGUGAAGCAGGUGGAACCUCUGGACACCCGUAAGACGCUCCUCAGCCAUGAGGAGGUCCAGCACCAGAAGGCUCUUGCUGGCUACAUCACCAUUGAUACUCCAGUUGAUAUUACAGCAAUCUCUGGUGUACCAGAAGAGCACAUAAAAACUCGGCACGUGUUGAUCAAGAUGCCUUCCAAGAAUAGCAUGCAAUCUGGCACCAAUAACCUAAAAAAGUGGUGUAUUACAUUUGAUCAACGUGAGCGUUGGGAAAACCCCCUUAUGGGAUGGGCCUCAUCAGCAGACCCACUGUCCAAUGUUCAGGUUGACUUUUCAUCUCGGGAGGAUGCCAUUGCAUUUUGUGAAAAGAAUGGCUGGGCAUGGUCAACUGAAGAGGCCCCUGUCAAACCUCCACGUGUCAAAAACUAUGGCGCCAAUUUUUCUUGGAACAAAAGAACCCGACGUUCUACAAAAUAGUUUAUAUUGCACACAUUUGUUUAAUCUACAAAUAAUUGAUCUGCCCCAUGUGUGCAAGGAAAACCUCUUUGUUGAUAAAUUCUUUCAAAUAACAUUAUGUAGUAUAAAUGAUUUCUACUUGGUCAAAUACAUUUCAGGUGAAGGGGGCUUGCACAGUAUUAGUGAAAUAACUGAUGAUAUUGAAACUUAAAAAAAAACGAUUCAUUAUGUCAUUCCAGUAUAAACACUUAUUUCAGAUUUUAUGAAUCAAACUGUGAUGAUUAGGAUAUCAAAGAAUGAAGUAAUGCCCAAGAAGUCAUUGGAGCUUCUCUCAAAUAUUUAUAAUAGAGUAAAUGGUUUUUCAGUUAUGUGGAGACAAGGUAACAAGAAAUAAGUAAAAGCAAAUUUGACUUGGCUUAUCAACUGUAUAUAUGCUUGAAAUAAAUUAUUAAUUAGAA